AUGGAAGAAACUGCCAUGUCUCAGUCUUCCGAGGAGCACUUGGAUCUUCCUUUGCUACCACGUGAGCUCUUCUGGAUGGUUGCGGACUUGCUCAGUCCCAGGGAUAUAGUCCGUUGCCGGCGCGUCUCGCGGUUGUGGAACGAAGCCUUCGGAGACCCAGCAAAUCUCAUCCCGCUUCUAAAGAAGCUGUUUCCACUAGCGAGCGAGGCCAGAAAUCAAUUUGCGGACCCCGCACAUGCUCUACAGGACUCGAGAGACGACAAAUAUUGGCGUUCGCUAUUUGACCAAGUCGCAGCUAGAUAUGACCAUCUCAAUCGGGGCAAACCUAGAUCGAUUCAACGCCACAAGUUGUGCGAGGAAUUUGGUCUCAACGGAGACCGGGAAUGGUUUCAGGUGCAACCCUGGGACAUGCAUGCCAGUCAUCUGAUGCAGAAGGUGGAUUUGCCCUUCUCAGAGCCUUUCUGGUCGUAUGAGGAUGGUCUGUUGGUGUACCCAAGCGCAGACCAUUCCUGCUUGACUCUUAUGGAUCUGAACAGCGACAGACGAUUCAUGGUCCCAUUUAUCAUCACAGGAAAGGUGAUUCGCAGAAUUCGGCUUCAACAACGAGUACUCCUUGUGGAAUGGGCCGAACCGAAAGCGUUCCAUUGGUUGAAUGACAGCGAUGGCGUUCAUCGACAUUUUGCUUCCUCCUUUGAUGUCACCAAGACUUCCAGUGGAUGGAGCAUAUCCUUUCGAAAUGAAUGGAAGAUUAUGUUUUUGGGACAUCCGCUCAGCGAGAGAGACAGGUUCUUCUCAACUCAUAGCCAAACCCACUAUGCUAUAUACAUCUGGCAACCCAAUCGCAGUCUGUACACUGCAGACGACGAUGCUCCGAUAGAGUCGCUCUCUGUGUGGGAUAUCUCCAAGCCAUCUUCUUACAGACCCUCGUUGGAUCCAACAGGACGCCUACGGGAGGAAGGGCAAGAUCUGGGACCUCACAUUGUUUCGCGCUUUGGCUUCAGAGAGUUGGGAUUCUACUCUGUUAGACAGCGAGGUCUCCCCGGCAUACAAUGGUUGAACAUCGUGGAUGAUAAUCAGGCUAUUGAGAUCUACGAAAACAUAUGCACAGGCCCCGUUGAUCGGUUUGUUGGACCGGCUGAAUGGACCUCGCAAGUUCGUGUGAUCAGCAUUCCAAUCAGUGGGCUCGGUCCCUGUUGGAGGCGAAAUCUUGAUCUUGUACUGCCUCCUUAUCGUGGAAACAGUAGCCUACAAGCCGAUCCCCUUACACUUGGCGUUUGCGAUGAGCCAUGGUACACCAUAAUUUCCGAGGCAGUUGAUGAAAAAGCUCAAGUGGGCUUUUGUCUCCAUCUACUCCAAUCCACAUGGCCGUUCAACCUAAAAGCUUCAUUGAGCAUCCGGACGCCUUCUUCGGCUAUCACCUUGAAGAACUACGAGAUUUUUGAGCUCACGGGCAAAGGAAGGAUAUAUGGAACCGAACGGUAUCUGCUCGGCGAGAACAGCAACCGCGAAUUGGUUAUUUACCGGUUCGAUAAGUGA
Aspergillus calidoustus is the source of this 1536-nucleotide messenger RNA. The record is from the annotation of a GenBank genome assembly. NCBI's taxonomy places the organism in Eukaryota, Fungi, Ascomycota, Eurotiomycetes, Eurotiales, Aspergillaceae.